AUGGCGUGUAAUUCCACCAACAUUUGUUCGUACGGUAUGAAACAGUACAAGAGGAAACAGAAUAAAGCCGUCGUGUUGCCGAAUUUCGUCGAGGAAUGGCCGCAGAAUCAACCGUCGCCGCAGAACGCGCUCCUCUACGGCCAGAAUUUUCCGAACGAGACUCAGCCGAAUUCGUUCCCGACAUUGCGCUUUCUCCUCGAGCAAGGCAAGAAACCAACGGAGAGCCUCGCGUCGCCGGCGAAUCCGUACGAUAAUACGUACAACAAUCAUUAUCACGAUCAAUACAGCAACGGAGGUAAUUAUCAGUAUGACAAUCGGUACAGCGAGCAAAUCGCGGCGCAUGUAUCGAAUCAAGUCACUUCGACCGUCCCGAUACAAGCCGGAUAUCAAGCAACUGCAAUCUCUGGAUCUGCGGCCGAACAACACUCGCAGUAUCAGCAACAGGACGUUUAUUACGGAAACGAACAGUGUUACUUGCGACACGAGGCAUAUACGAGAAGGUACAAUCCGUUGCCGAUGACUUCAACAACGCCGAAUCUGGCGUCGCCUGUUGUAAGUCCGUUGCAAGAGACACCGCAACAAAGCAGCAUGUACGCUUCGCAGGAAUACGUGGCGCAACAAAAUUACGCGGGCAACAAUAGCGAGCAAAACAGUCCGAGCGCGGCCAAUAAUCCGAAGUCGCCUGUUCAGAGCCCGUUGCAAGAGACGUCGCAGAGCAACGUGUACGCUACGCAGGGAUACGUAGCGCAACAAAAUUAUGCGUGCAACAACAGCGAGCGAGAAGGUCCGAUCGCAGGUAACGGUCAGAAGUCGCCCGUUGUGAGGCCGUUACAAGAGACGUCGCAGCAAAGUAACGUGUACGCUGCACAGGGAUACGUAGCGCAACAAAAUUACCCGCACGACGACAGCAAGCAAGAAAGUCCGAGUGCAGCGAACGAUCAGGACUCGUCCGUUACUCGGCCGUUGCAAGAGGCAUCUCAACAGAGUAACGUAUACGCUACGCACCAAUACGCAGAGCAACAAAGUUAUGCGAACAAUAGCGAGCAACGAGGUCAUAUCGCUCCUCAUAAAAUCAAGCAACAACCGAUACAGUAUUUCCCAUGGAUGAGGUUUAAACACGAUUCAGGCAAUGAAAACAAAGGAGCACGCAAAAGACAAACCUACACUCAACAACAAACUCUCCAAUUGGAACAGGAAUUUCUUCAAAGCCGUUACCUCUCUAAAGCAGAACGCGUGAAAUUAUCCAGAAAUCUGAAUUUAUCGGAACGACAAAUCAAAAUUUGGUUUCAAAACAGGCGAAUGAAAGCAAAAAAAGAGCAACAGCAAAAGUUAUCUGUCAACCAGCAACGUCAGCAAACAUCCAUGCAAGAACAAGCUAUAUUGCAACAAGAGUCGAUUAUGCAACAACAACGGCCGACCGUGCAACAACAACAGCGGACUCUGCAGCAAGAAUGGUUGAUUACACAACAACCACAACAACUUCAGCAAGCACAUCCGGAUUGUCAAAAUUAUCCACAGCAACAGUAUGUAUUUCAUUGCUCAUCGUAG
Molecule: messenger RNA, 1548 nt
Organism: Dinoponera quadriceps
Lineage: Eukaryota; Metazoa; Arthropoda; Insecta; Hymenoptera; Formicidae
Product: homeotic protein antennapedia-like
Exons: 2
Coding region: 1-1548 (515 amino acids)
Biological process (GO): regulation of transcription by RNA polymerase II; anterior/posterior pattern specification
Cellular component (GO): nucleus
Molecular function (GO): DNA-binding transcription factor activity, RNA polymerase II-specific; RNA polymerase II cis-regulatory region sequence-specific DNA binding
Source: RefSeq, a predicted model, not a curated record